AUGGCCGAUGGUUUCCCCCGGUUUGAGACCGGCGGCCAGUAUCAAUACCAGUAUCAGAACAGCUCCCACCCGCGCAAUCAAUUGCACCACCGCGCCGGCUCUCCAAUCGCCAAUAACAGAGGGCUGUUCCAGUCCAACGCGGAUACGCCCUCCCCGAACCGCUCGCCGGGCCCCAACUCGCCGGCGCACAACAAUCUCUACGGCGCCAUGUACAAUCACAACAACCAUCGGCAAAAUCAUGGCCUGCUCAACGGCGGUGCGGCGCAUCAGAACUUUCAGGGACAGAUGAACCUGGGCAAGACGUUCCAGAGUCAAGCGCACGGCCAUCAGGGUCAUCACCUGAACAACCAGCAUAAUGACCAUAGUGGGCUCAGCGGGCAGCACAACUUCGCCAACCACCAGCACACCAUUUCCACCAGCACCCUCUCCAACACGACGCCUCACUUCACACCCGCGCAUCUGCAAAACGGCACGCCGGAGAACACGAAGCCGCGGAAUGAGCAUUGGGCGCAACAGAUGAAGCUUUACAAUGACCUGAGGAUGGCGGAACAUAAGACGCAUUACUAUGCCCGGAAUGCGCCGUCAGUGAACAGAUUCCCUGGCACAGCGCCAGCAAAUGAAGCUUUUGAUCAGCCAGGCGAGGAAGAAGAAGGCAAGAAGAGGCGGAUCAUAGAUGAGUCUGCGGACAUGGGUUCAUGGGACUCCAUGGAUCUUUGUGGCCAAGGACUGAAGGGCGUGGGACCAGCUUUGAUCAAAUACUACCCGAAGCUGCGCAAGAUGUAUCUGACCUGGAACAGGAUCAGAAGCAUACCGCCAGCGAUCGGGCAGAUGCGCUUUCUAACCUUUCUAGACCUGUCCAUGAACGAUCUUCAGCGUUUACCGCCUGAGAUUGGUAUGCUCACAAAUCUGGAGUAUCUCCUACUCUUCGACAACCACCUCGACGACCUACCGUGCGAGAUCGGACACCUCUAUCAACUCAAGAUGCUCGGUAUCGAGGGCAACCCGAUCAGACCAGAUUACAAGGAUCGAUUGAUGGAACACGGGACCAAGGAGCUUGUUCGAUAUCUCCGCGAGCAAGCACCCCGUAAGUCACUGCCGUAUAAAGUAGUAGUAAUUUCUGUGCUGAUCGAUAGAUACAGGCCCUGAGCCACCCAUGGAUCGUGAAUGGCUAACAAUCGACAAUUCCGAAGCUUCGGACAGCUUUACAGUCCUCAGCUGGAACAUUCUCUGCGAUCGGGCCGCCACUCAACAAGUGUACGGUUACACGCCUUCUGAAGCUCUCGUGUGGGAACAUCGCAAGAGUAUGAUCCUCAGCGAAUUGACCGGCAGACGAGCAGACAUCAUUUGCCUCCAGGAAGUCGACGGUGAGAAUUACAACGACUACUUCCGACCAAAUCUGGCCACCGAGGACUACAAGGGCGUAUAUUCGGCCAAGUCGAGGGCAAUGACGAUGGCGGAGAAAGAAGCGAAGACGGUCGACGGACCUGCGAUCUUCUACAAGAACUCCAAAUAUGUUCUCCUCGACAAGCAGGUUAUUAACUUCAGCCGCGAAGCCAUCCAGCGUCCGGACAUGAAGGGAGAGCACGAUGUGUACAACCGGGUGAUGCCAAGAGAUCAUGUGGCCAUUGUCGUCUUCCUGGAGAACCGCGUGACCGGCUCGAGAUUGAUAGUUGCCAACACACAUCUUACUUGGGAGCCGUGGUACAGUGAUAUCAAAAUCGUACAAGUGGCUAUUAUGAUGGAGCAACUCGCAAAGCUUUCGAAGAGGUACGCGGAGUGGCCCGCGUGUCAUGACAAGGAACUCUUCAAGUACGCCAACGAAGACAGCCCGGACGGAGUCGACAACGCUACGAAGAUGGUGCCUGGGCCAUCUAUGAAAUAUGAUGAUUCGACUCAAAUCCCGAUCCUUGUAUGCGGCGACUUCAACUCGACGAAAGACUCUGGAGUGUACGACCUCAUAACAAGCGGAUCGCUUUCCAACUCCCACGCUGAGCUUUGCAACAACAACUAUGGCAACUUCACGCGGCAAGGAAUGAGCCAUCCUUUCAGUCUCAAGAGCGCCUACUCCCACAUCGGCGAGCUUCCGUUCACGAAUUACACGCCAGAUUUCAGACAAGUCAUCGACUGGGUGUUCUACUCGCAGACUUCAAUGAGCGUACAGGGCCUGCUGGGUCAGGUGGACUCACAAUACAUGCGGAAAGUUCCUGGGUGGCCGGCUCACUAUUUCCCGAGUGACCAUUUGCCGCUUCACAUGCAGUUUGCUAUCAAGGAACGCAAGGAACGAAAAGCAAUUGAGGCGGCGGACUAUGGGUCUCGGCGAGAGAGUAAGAAUUGA
This is a messenger RNA of Lecanosticta acicola, 2335 nucleotides long. NCBI's taxonomy places the organism in Eukaryota, Fungi, Ascomycota, Dothideomycetes, Mycosphaerellales, Mycosphaerellaceae. The record is from the annotation of a GenBank genome assembly.